AUGUACCUUGUCGACAGUGGAAUUGACCUGUCCAGCCCGGUGAAUGUACACGGAGAGGAACCAAAAUGGUUGUAUCCAGGUGAAAAUGUUGACGAUGAGGGCUACCCAUUCCAACUCCGUGUCGGUCAAAAAGAUGACAAGGAGAAAAAGAUUCAGCACAGAGCAGUUGCCAGCCUGCCAUUUGGGUUUCCCCCCAUAGGCUCGUUCAGUGCGUCUAGCGGUCGAAUCCCAAAGUUGGGAGAUCCACUCUUUCCAAUGUACGAGGCUACACAGGCCCUUAUUGACACAGGUAUUGUUAUGACCACUGCCUCCGGCAAUUGGGGACAAGAAUCAGUAUGGGGGCCUCUUCUGCCACCGCUGGUCUGA
Hyaloscypha bicolor E is the source of this 366-nucleotide messenger RNA. RefSeq lists its product as uncharacterized. The coding region runs from base 1 to 366 and encodes 121 amino acids. NCBI's taxonomy places the organism in Eukaryota, Fungi, Ascomycota, Leotiomycetes, Helotiales, Hyaloscyphaceae. The transcript has 3 exons. The record is from RefSeq and is a predicted model, not a curated record.